Molecule: messenger RNA, 3738 nt
Organism: Durusdinium trenchii
Lineage: Eukaryota; Dinophyceae; Suessiales; Symbiodiniaceae
Source: the annotation of a GenBank genome assembly
AUGGCUCGCACUUUGCUUUUCUUGUGGAUCCUGGUGCCUGUCACUGGGAAGUGGUGCAACGUGGAUGGGUCAAAAUGUCGAGGACGUUGGAAUGAGCUUGAACGAUUUUUUCCACUCAACUUAGCAAAUGAUUGGUAUGGCUUCUCAUACCCAGUCGAUUGGGACGGAGACGGACGAGUGGAUGUGAUUGAUGUGAUUCAUGCUGAGACCAACUACGCCAGGGUCCCUGAUGGCCCUCAUGGUAUGAGUCCCCGCCGGACCAAACUCUACGGAUACCCUGUUGCAUCUCAGCGCUGUUCUGAAAGUACCACCGGCCAGGGGCCGGUCAAAAAGCGGCGUGCGGAGGAGGAGCGCGACAGUGAUUACCACGGCCUGGUGUUUUGCACCAACAGCGGUGUUUUGGGCCAUGGCAGCGGAAUGGACACGGCGCUGCAGGUUGCCCAACGCUUGACGACCUUGCGCUUGGAGGAUGCGAGUGCCUCCUCGGCGGAGGAGGGGAGUUUCCAGAAGCACAGACUGGUGCACGGUGACAAGGAGAUGAUCGACGCUCGCGUUCGCUCGAGCUCUGGUGGCUUCGAAGCCACCAACGGCUUCGUGCGUAUGGCCUUGCGUGAAGCCUCAGAGCAGGCGCAAGGGUCCUUCGAAAAUGACUUGUCCAAAGUGGGUGCUUUGGACUCUGAUUGCAGCGGCCACUUCGCCCAAUUUCUCCAGCUGCGCAGCGAAACGUCUGUGAACCAUCCCUGGCCACAUGCCCGUGGUGCGUUUCAGUCUGGCUUCACACCAGAAGCAGGGUCAGGCUUCCAACCGAGUUGGUCUUACAGCGAUCCGAAAGGCAAAUACCACGACGUGUUCGCUGGCGGGCCGGUGAUCGACCGAGAGGAGAAUCUUUAUCAGAUGACUGCAAAAGGUUUGUUUGCCUUCAACUCUCGAGGUGAACGGCUUUGGCACUACGCGACGCCCGGGGAAUCGACCAACGAGCCGUGCUUGAGCGGCGAGCUGCUCUUGGGCUCGACCAGAACGGGGAAUGCCUUUGCGGUUGACCGGCUCACUGGCAAAGAGCUUUGGGUGAGCUCUGUGGCUGACAGUGCAGGAAGCGAGUGCGGAUAUCCCAACGCCUACGAUGGUGUCUUUGUGAUGGGUGCAGUCCACAACUACGAGUUCGGUGCCGAUGACGGCAACCGGCGGAUCUAUGCCUUGAACGUGUCGGAUGGCAAGAAGUUGUGGGACUACGAGCCAGAUCGCCCUGUUUGGAACUUCACACCCUUGUUCCCUGGUGAUGGUACCGUCGUCUUCAUGGACUUUGCCGGCGGCGUCUACCGGCUGAAGCUCACCACCGGCGAGGAGAUCUGGAGGAAUUUGCCUGCGGACUCGAGGGAAUCCUACACCGAUGGUGGGGCCGGCUUGGGCGAAAAUAUGGUCUACACCUGCAGCAACUACCUGAAUGGCACCGGCCGCCAAAAUUCCAGCGGUAUUAUCCGGGCCUUUCACCUCCACGACGGCCGCGAAGUUUGGUCCCAGAUCACCAUGCCCUGCAACAGCUACCCUGCCAUUGGCCAUAUCUCUGGUUUUGACGGAGAAUCGGUGGUCGUGACGCCAGGCGCCUUCAUGGGCGUUUCGGAGAACAGAGGCUCUGUCAUCGCCUUUGAUGCCCUGACCGGGGAAGAACAUUGGAGACUGGAAGUCGAAGCGAUGGAUGGAUGGGGUGCUGGGGAAAUGGAGGGUCUGGAGAUCCGCAGGGCGGAAGGUGUCCAACCGUGGUGCGGCCCUGCGCAGUGGAGCGCUCCGAUGGUUUUCAGUUGCGGCAUGGUGGCCGUGGGCCGCAGCGAUGGCAAGCAAUAUGGCAUCUUGGGCCCAAAUGCCAGUUGGACUGGCCCCCGAACGCCCGGCAUGACGGUCGCUGGCAUGCCAUAUGGCCGUGUCGCUCAGGCCACCCCGAUGGGCUCAGCGUUCCUGCACGGCGCGUUGGCCGCUGCACCGAAGAUGCUGGCAGUCUCCACGUAUGCGUUGCCCAGGGCAAAGGUUCGAGGCGCCUUUUGUUUCUUGAUCAACCUUGCAUGCAAGGCUCCGGUCAGUAUGCUGCAAAGUCCCGUGCCAGUGGACCGCUUCGCGCUUGACGUUUACCCCGCCACCUCGGAGCUUUCCUUGGCCAUGUGCAAUGUCAUUUGUGCCGUUCCGUCCAACAUGGUCACCCGGAGCCCGCGGAGCCCGGGCUUUCAUGUACGUGCAGCAUCCUGGGAAGCCUUUGCAGCCAUCAGACAGACAGCUCGCGAUGAUGCCUAUUUUGCAGGAUGCGAGACCCAGCUUCUGCGUGACUACCACAAGUGGCGCCCUUCCACGCUGGCUGCCAUUUGCAUUCAUUUCUCUCGCCUGCGGCCUUCAGAGCACAAGCCUACAGAGAAGUUUCUACAGCGCAUCCUAUGGAGAGCUGAUCGAUUGAUUUAUGAUCUUGCCGGUCGAGAACUCCUUUCUUUGCUCGAGGUUUUCGCCCUCAGAGGCCUACGAGAGCAUGAUCCCAGGCGUCCGGACUUGUUCAUUGAGGCAGUUCCACGUCUUCAAAAGGAGGUUUGGGACUUCGGACUGAGCGACGUGCGGCGAAUUGCAGCACUCUACAAGCAGUUGAACCUCCGCCAUGAAGGGCUCUUCGAGGCUCUGGGACAACGACUGGAGGAGUUGUUGGAGGAGACUCGAACAAGCGUCCAAAAGCAGAAUACUCAACUUACAAGACAGAAGAGGGCUCCUGCAGGAACAGCUGCUUCAGCUGCUGUGAUGACCUUCCUUGGAGCUUGUGGUCGGCUCAACAUUGUACCACUCCAGGCGCAGAAUUUGCUGGAGGUGGUUGGGCCAACUGCUCGGGCCAAGAAGGACUUGCCACGCCUUGCAGCGCUGGCGCAGCUGGCCGCCAAGUUUGGCUGUGCCGACACAGGAGAAGCCAACCGCAUCCUGCUGUUUGUGAGUGCAGCCUUUGAAGAAGCAGUUCCAGAUCUUCCGACUCGGAAAGGUUAUGCAUCUCAAGCGGUGUAUGGCCAGCUAUUGCUGGCUCUGAUCUUUGAUGAAUCUCGAUGUGAAAUCCGAGACAGAACUUUGGUGGCUUCGGUGCAAGCCGUAUUCGCAACGUUUGGUUCUGCACUGGAUUCGCUGGAUGAACGAUUGGCACGACAACUGCAGGUGGUGGAUCUGGCAUGUCGGGUAGAGCGACCUGGCGUGCUCGAGAUUUUGGAGACCAAGGGGCUGACUCCUUUCUUGGAAGGCGUGAAGAGCUUGGAGGAAAUCCCUUCAGUACUGCCCAAGUGCUCAUCACAACAGCAUUUACAGGUCUCUGGAGUUCUUCAAGAGUUGGGCGUGAAACAUCGAAUGGAGGAGAAGCUACAACCCUACAUAGCCGAUGUUCGCUUAACGCGACGGCAGAGGCUUAUAGAGAUUGAUGGACCCUUGCAUUUUGUCGGUGGCUCCAAGCGCUACGACAUGAAGACCUCGCUGAAGCAUCGCUUGUUGACCAAGCAGGGUUGGGAUGUACACCAUAUUGCAUGGAAUGAUUGGCCUGUGCAACAUCAUAGCAGACUGAACUACGUGGCUAGGCUCCUGAGAAGUUCCGCACCAGGCACACACCUGACCGAGUAUCAGCAGCUUCCGCCUUGGUCUCCGGACUCUUCGGAGACCCAAGGGUCCGCGAGUGCUGGAGACCACCUUGCAAUUGACAGCAGAAGACCAUCACCUGAGUUGGUGGACUUGGAAGGAUGA